This is a messenger RNA of Rosa rugosa (rugosa rose), 1609 nucleotides long. RefSeq lists its product as uncharacterized. The record is from RefSeq and is a predicted model, not a curated record. Gene Ontology annotation, biological process: negative regulation of transcription by RNA polymerase II; negative regulation of phosphatase activity. The transcript is spliced from 8 exons. NCBI's taxonomy places the organism in Eukaryota, Viridiplantae, Streptophyta, Magnoliopsida, Rosales, Rosaceae. Gene Ontology annotation, molecular function: chromatin binding; phosphatase inhibitor activity; transcription corepressor activity. Bases 700 to 1446 code for a protein of 248 amino acids.
CCCCUCGUGGUACCUACCUAGCUAUUUUCUAGAGAAUCCUGUCAUAAAUUGUGCUCCUUUUGUAUAUCAAUCCUCUGUUUACUACUAAUACUUUGAUUUCCCUCAAUUGCAACAACUCAUGAGUUUCUUCAGUCAGAGAAGAAUUUUAAUUGAUGGAAGGGUAGGGAGUUUUCCUCUUUGUUGGUUUCGCUAGAAAGACUACAAUUGUAAAUCUAAAAUGUAUGAAAGGAAAGCUGGAGACUUCUGGAAAAUUUCUUAUGCUAGUCCUUCAGCAGAUUUUCAUUUGAUGCUAAUUGUGAUCAAGUAUUUCCUGCAGCAAGGUUUGUAUAGAAAGCUAAGAUUCCCCCCAAGGUCAGGGUUUUGGGAUGUCUUGUAGCAAAUAGGAGGGUGAACGCAUGUUAUUCACUUCAGCGGAGGAGACCAAGCUGUUGCUUAUCUCCCCGUGUUUGUGUUGUGCAAGUCACAGGGGACUGUUCAUCAUUUUUUCUGUGCAGUAUGGCGUAUUGUGUGGCCAAAGCUGUUGAGGGAGGCUGGCGUGGAUUAUAUAAGCUCAACUGGGACAAUAACUCUAUAUUAACUGAAAAGGAUUCUGCUUGACAAUGAAAAAAUGGCCACAGUUCUUUGUCGUUGCAGUGUGAUAGCUGUGUGCAUUGGAUUGAAAGAAAUUAAAGGCUUUUUGAAGUCUAUAUAGGUGCAGUAAUGGAAAAGCUUUGGGAGAGAAUUGGGUUCUGGGAAACUUUUUUAGGCUUCUGUUUCUGGGGAACUUCAAACCUACACUCUUUCUUCUAUAAUCUUUUCUUGCAAAAGCAGCUGUAUUUUAUAGGUUCACUCAAGCAAGAUUCUCCUGAUAAUUCUGGAGCUGUAAUUGCAAAACCUGCUGAUGAAGAUGAAGAAUUUGCUCGUAUGAUGGCCAGGAUGGAUGAACUUGAGAAAGAAGAACGUGAAGCUGAAAGUCAGAUGGCACAAGGUGAUGAGGAUGAGCAAGUUCAGCAUGGUUUGCAUCAGCUUUCUGAUCAGAAAUCUCUCCAUGGGAAUCUCAAAAUUUCGGAGUACCAGUCAAGGAAACCUCCAGAGCAGACAAAAGAUGGAGUUACUUCUAAUGAAGAUAGUUUUACUGAUGUGCCAAGUUGUUCGGGUCUGGAAUCUAUAUCUGACGAUAAAGUAUCACCUGAAAAUAUAUUGGGCCGUGAUGUAAAAAGUGUUGCUGAGAAAGAUUUGGCAUCUCCAGUAGUUGAGAAUGUUCAGACUGUGCCUUUAUCAAGAAGUCAGGUUUCUCUUGAAAGUUCAAAACCAAAAUUUGACCGGGAGAAAGCUUUUACAGGUUCUAUUGUUGAGCACACUGACAAUCUUCAGAUAAAAUCAAGGGAAAGAACUACGACUACAUCACAGUCCUCUGCUUCUCAAGUUUCAAAACCGGUUUCAAGAUUCAAGAUGCAGAGAAAGUAGUUGCCUAUAAUGUUAGAGAUGUAAUUGUGGAAGUGGCCACAAUUCAAGGGUCAUUUUGAAUCCAACUGUAGCCUAGAUACUAGGUUAAAUAGUUUACCUUUGUUGAAAAUGAUAUAGAUUCAUCCUUUUAGUUCAUAUAUAUACCAAUGAAAUGUUUGCAGUU